Messenger RNA from Astrephomene gubernaculifera, 1113 nucleotides. The record is from the annotation of a GenBank genome assembly. NCBI's taxonomy places the organism in Eukaryota, Viridiplantae, Chlorophyta, Chlorophyceae, Chlamydomonadales, Astrephomenaceae.
CGGUGGUGGUCACGGACAUCGAGGGCUACUCGGACCUGAUGAAGCAGUCCCCCGAGCUCAUGACCCGCGCGCUCACACUGCACAACGCGCUCAUACGCAAGGCUCGGUGGUCCUGUUUUGGCUACACGGUGGAGCAGGAGGGCGACUCGUAUGUGCUGGUGUUCUACGAAGCGCUGGAUGCGGUGUGCUUCUGUUUGCAGACCCAGCAGUCCCUCAACCGGCAGGUGUGGCCGGAGGGGCUGUUCGCGCAGGAGACCCGGGAGCAGGGCGGCGGGCGCAGGAGGUCGCCGGGUCCGGGGUUGCUUACAGCGCUGUCACAGCUCACCACCAACAUCACCCACUCGCUCUUCAGCCGCAACAGCGUGUCGGGACAUGCCGGCACGGAGGACCGCUCCCUAUCCCUGGGCGUCCUCCCCUCCGCCUCCCGCCGCGCCAGCCAUAUGUCAGCUGACGGCGGCCGCCCCGAACCCACCCGAUCCGAACCCGCCCGAUCCGAACCCACCCGAUCCGAACCCAUUCGCCCCGACUCCCGCGCUAGCAGUGGCUGCGUGACACAUGCCACGGGCAGGGAGGCAAGCAUGGGAGCAGCGGCAGCACCACAGGCGCCGGCGGGGGCGCGGGUAGCAGCGUGUUUUCUGGGUUCGCCGCCUUCGCCGCGGGUGGAGGUGGCGGCGGCGGCAAGAGUCACCACAGCGGGGGAGGGGGUGUGUUGUUCAACGGCAUCCGAGUGCGCAUGGGGAUUGCGACUGGGCUGCUGCCGCCGGGGUGCAUGUGCAAGGGCUCGACAGUGAUGGAUCUGGCCAAGAUGGUAUCCGACGCCGCCAACGGGGGUCAGAUCCUGAUGGAGGAGGCCACCUUUGCGGAGAUAAAGGAGCGCAUGGAGGAGCUGGGUGCUGUGGACCACAACGGCCUCAACUUCAAGAAACUCAACGCCAUUCGGCCGCCCUGCACAGGCUGCUUCGGCAAACGCCGCAAGAGCCGCCGCGGUCCCGACGAGGCCCUCCUGCUUGACAUGGGCGAGUACACCUACUGCCCCGCCACCCGCUGCCUGCCACUCUUCCAACUCGACGCAACCAUCCCAACCGCUCCCGACACACCCACCGGAACCAGCGG